This is a messenger RNA of Rotaria sp. Silwood2, 489 nucleotides long. The record is from the annotation of a GenBank genome assembly. NCBI's taxonomy places the organism in Eukaryota, Metazoa, Rotifera, Eurotatoria, Philodinida, Philodinidae.
AUGGUCUAUAGUUAUGUACACUUCAGUAUUCUUGUUUUGAUACUUUCGACAUUGUUCUUCUGCUCAAAAAUUUUUGCGUGUUCGUGUUCGAAACGCAUAAAUUCUUUAGAGACAGAUUUCGAAGCAACUGAUUAUAUUUUCAUUGGUACUGUGACAAAAACAACAAUAACUUGGAGAAACAACGAGUCGGAAGCUAGUCGCGAUGUUCAAAUUCACAUUGAUGAAGUUUUUAAGCAACCAAUAAUAUCGAAUAAUCAAUCAAUAACAAUAUACACUCCGAAAGAUCGAUCUGGAUGUGGUCUUAAAAUGAAAGUGAAUCAACGAUGGCAAGUUUGGGCUAAAUAUACAACUAUGUUUUCAGAUGAUAAUAAUCGUCGCUGGCUAACGGUUGAUACUUGUGGACGUACUACUAAAAUCUAUAAUCGGUAUGGUAAACAGCUGCGCCGAUUGUCUAAUAUGACAUCAAUUGAAGAAAAACUUAUUUAUUAA